UUUAAGGAUGAGCACCAAGCAACAUCUCCAGGUGCUCCUUUGAGAACCAGGGCAAAAAAGUUAUGUGCACCCCUGGUUAUAACAUUUUAUUUAGUGUCGUGUUGUAAAGUAUAGACAUAAAAAUGUUUUAUAAAAAUCAUGACAUUUAAAACCCUGACUGUUUUUUAAUUUUAUUUUCAUCAUCAGAUUCUCAAAAGCAUUUUCCUGAUUCUCUCAUGUUUCCUUCUCUUCCAGCAGAACGUGGUCUGCAGGAGGUUCUAGAUGAACAUAGGCUCAGUCUGAGGAGGAGAUGUGAACGUGUGACUGAAGGAACUGAUCAAAGUGAAACCCUCCUCAACAGGAUCUUCACUGAGCUCUACAUCACACAAGGCCAGAGUGAAGAGGUUAAUACCCAACAUGAGGUGAGGCAGCUGGAGACAGCUUCCAAGAAGAAGACCCUCCAUGACACUCCAAUCAAGUGCCAGGACAUCUUUAAAGCCUCACCUGACCAACAGACUCCCAUCAGAGCGGUCCUGACCAACGGAGUCGCUGGAGUUGGAAAAACCUUCUCAGUGCAGAAGUUCACUCUGGACUGGGCCGAGGGUUUGGGGAACCAAGAUGUCAGUCUGGUGAUCCCGCUCUCCUUCAGGGAGCUGAACCUGAUCAAAGGUGAGCAGUACAGUCUUCUCAGGCUGCUCCAUGUUUUCCAUCCAACCUUACAGAAGGUCACAGCAGAGCAGCUGGCUGUCUGCAAAGUGCUGUUCAUCUUUGACGGCCUGGAUGAAAGCAGACUUUCUCUGGACUUCAGAAACAGUGAGGUUGUGUCUGAUGUCUCUCAGCAGUCCUCAGUCAACGUGCUGCUGACAAACCUCAUCAGGGGGAAGCUGCUUCCCUCGGCUCUCGUCUGGAUAACUUCCAGACCUGCAGCGGCCAAUCAGAUCCCUCCUGAGUGUGUGGACAGGGUGACAGAAGUACGAGGCUUCACUGACGCCCAGAAGGAGGAGUACUUCAGGAGGAGAUGGAGUGAUGAAGACCUGUCCAGCAGAAUCAUCUCUCACAUCAAGAGCUCCAGGAGCCUCCACAUCAUGUGUCUGAUCCCAGUCUUCUGCUGGAUCACUGCUGCAGUUCUGGACCACAUGUUGACUACAGACCAGAGAGGAGAGCUGCCCCAGACCCUCACUGACAUGUACGCACACUUCCUGCUGGUCCAGACCAAGAGGAAGAAGCAGAAGUAUGAAGAGGGACAUGAGACGAGUCCACAGCAGCUGACGAAGGCUGACAGGGAGCUUCUUCUGAAGCUGGGGAGGCUGGCGUUUGAACAUCUGGAGAAAGGAGACAUCAUGUUCUACCAAGAAGACCUGCAGCGCUGUGGUCUUGGUGUCACCGAGGCCUUGGUGCACUCAGGAGUUUGUACACAGAUCUUCAAAAGAGAGAGUGUGAUCUUUCAGAAAACAGUCUACUGCUUUGUUCAUCUGAGCAUUCAGGAGUUCCUGGCUGCAGUCUACAUGUUCCACUGUUACACCAACAGAGACACAGCGGUACUGGAGGACUUCCUGCAGGGAGACUAUAGCAACAGGUAUAACAGAGAUCAGGAUUACCCAUCCCUGGAUGUCUUCCUAAAAGGAGCCAUGGAGAAAUCCCUCAGAAGUAAAAAUGGCCACCUGGACCUGUUUGUCCGCUUCCUCCACGGCCUCUCUCUGGAGUCCAACCAGAGAGUGUUAGGAGGCCUGCUGGGUCGCACAGACAACAGACCAGAAACCAUCCAGAGAGCCAUCAGCAACCUGAAGGAGAUGAGCAGUUAUAACAUCUCUCCUGAGAGGAGCAUCAACAUCUUCCACUGUCUGACAGAGAUGAAGGACCUCUCAGUUCAUCAGGAGAUCACAGAGUUCCUGAAGUCAGAGAACAGAUCAGAGAAGGAACUCUCUGAGAUCCACUGCUCUGCUCUGGCCUACAUGCUGCAGAUGUCAGAGGCGGUUCUGGAUGAGUUGGACCUGAAGAAGUACAACACAUCAGAGGAGGGACGACGGAGACUGAUUCCAGCUGUGAGGAACUGCAGGAAGGCCAAACUUACUGACUGUGGACUCUCAGAGACUGACUGUGAAGUCGUGGCCUCAGCUCUGAAGUCUGACCCCUCCCACCUGAGAGAUCUGGACCUGAGUCGGAACGCUCUGGAGGAUUCAGGAGUGGAGCUGCUGAGUUCUGGACUGAAGAGUCCAAACUGCAGACUGGAGGCUCUGAGACUGAGGGGCUGCAGGUUGUCAGAGAUCGGCUGUUCUGCUCUGAUCUCUGCUCUGAAGUCCAACCCCUCCCACCUGAGACAUCUGAACCUGAGUUACAACGCUCUGAAGGAUUCAGGAGUGAAGCUGCUGAGAGAUCUUCUGGAGAGUCCAGACUGCAGACUGGAGACUCUCGGACUGGAGUUCUGCAGUUUGUCAGAGAUCAGCUGUUCUGCUCUGAUCUCAGCUCUGAAGUCCAACCUCCAUCUGAGACAUCUGGACCUGAGUUACAACGCUCUGCAGGAUUCAGGAGUGAAGCUGCUGAGAGAUCUUCUGGAGAGUCCAGACUGCAGACUGGAGACUCUCAGGAUCAAUGGAGAGACGAUCAGAGCCAAGAUCCAGAAGACCUGUGACUCCGAUGUGGAACAGGAAGUGAAGACAGACAGAGAGGCACAACAGCUGGGAGCCAGAGGAGAACAUGCUGGACCCCAGACUGCUGGCAGUGUUCCACAAGAGGCUCCUCAAUCCUUCUCACCUGAACUCACAACUGAGUCUUCAUACAGGUUCAGGUGUCCUGGUCCAGGUGAGUUCCAGUGUGCUUCGACUGGCCUGGUGUUCGUCAUGGCUCAGAAGGCGGAGCUUCUGUACAGGACGGUCCCUUGGGAGGAGAGCCUCCUCCAAUCAGCUGGCAAGCAGGCAGCAGGGCCGCUGUUCGACGUGAAGAGUUCUGUUGAAGCUGCCGUCUGCCAGCUCCACCUGCCACACAGUGAGACAGAGGAUGCGCUGCUCCUGGACGGCCUGUUGUCUGUCGUCCACAUCACUGAUGAAGGCCUGAGCAUCUUGGAGCCGCUGGAGGUCACACCCACUCACGUGGUGGUGAAGGUGCUUCACCUCUCUCCGUUUGGCCUCAUCAUCGAUACAUUGAAAAGGCUUCUAAAGUGGCGGAUAAAUGGCCAAGUUCUGGUGUUCCUACGACCCCCGGGCCGAGAGGAGCAAAUACUGGAUGUAUUUCUGCUGCACAACAACGUCCCUGAGGAGGAGGUUGUUAAAAAACACAAACGGGCUGUGAACAUCCCAAUCUCCUCCGACUGUGAGCUGGACAUUGAUCACAGUUACAGUGUGCACUGUGAACCUGAGGGCUUCUUCAUUCAGCCUGAGAGUAAAACUUUUAAAUCCAUGUUUGGACCAAACUACCAUCCGACAUUUCAAGUGUCCCUGAUGACGAACACAGAGAGAGUGUUCUUGAAGGUCCAGAACCAAGGUGGAAAUGAAGUCUGGAAUUAUCGCGUGUCACUGGAAGAUCCAAGGAAGGAAUUGUCCCAGAGAAAUGUCCCAGCAGAGAGCAGAGUCCCAGCAGAGAGCAGAGUCUCAGCAGAGAGCAGAGUCCCAGCAAAGGAGUGGCUGCUCUCAGUUCGGACAGAGUUCAUUCAAAGAGUGUCUCUAUCCGUCCUGAAGGACCUUCUGGAUAAACUCUUUCAGUCUGAAGUGAUCAAUGAAUCUGAAAUGGAGUCAGCCAAAACCAAAUCCCGAAAUGACGGAGCACGAGAGGUGGUGGACGUGGUGCGAAAUAAAGGAGCUGCAGCCAGCAGGGUUCUGAUCAAUGCUCUCCGUGAGCUGGACCCGCUUCUUUACGAAGAGCUCAACUCGAGCUGAGGCAAAACCUCGUGGAGUGUGUGAAAGCCCCUGCUAGUUUUGACAGUUGAAGUCCUGUCCUCUGUUUUGUUACCUGUACAUUUCCCCCCUUGUCCUUGAAGGUAUCACAGAUUCUGAGCGAAGGCCACUUUCCUUCUCUCUUUUCUCCUGGACUCCCUCCUGAGAGCAGCUACCCGUAUUGGCCUUCCUUUGGUAUUAUCUUGAUAUUUUUUCAAGUAGUUGUUCACUUUAUUACAUACAAUCAGUGUUUCCCCUAGGUUUACUGCUUUGGGGGGUGCUGCCUG
Molecule: messenger RNA, 4132 nt
Organism: Gymnodraco acuticeps
Lineage: Eukaryota; Metazoa; Chordata; Actinopteri; Perciformes; Bathydraconidae
Product: protein NLRC3-like
Exons: 14
Coding region: 216-3848 (1210 amino acids)
Biological process (GO): regulation of apoptotic process
Molecular function (GO): protein binding
Source: RefSeq, a predicted model, not a curated record